Molecule: messenger RNA, 4013 nt
Organism: Larimichthys crocea (large yellow croaker)
Lineage: Eukaryota; Metazoa; Chordata; Actinopteri; Sciaenidae
Gene: itgb1a
Product: integrin, beta 1a
Exons: 17
Coding region: 351-2759 (802 amino acids)
Biological process (GO): cell adhesion mediated by integrin; cell-matrix adhesion; cell-cell adhesion
Cellular component (GO): focal adhesion; cell surface; integrin complex
Molecular function (GO): protein kinase binding; integrin binding; fibronectin binding
Source: RefSeq, a predicted model, not a curated record
GAGCGGCGCUCUGAGGGUCUGCCUCUCCGCUUUCCUCUGCUUUUAGACGGAGGAGGAAAAGAGGUCCACACCAGGCGCCGCUGGGAUCUUGUUUCCACUCUCCAGCUAUCGAACCGCUGCCGCAUUUGGUUUUGAUCAAACACAAAACACAUUUUUCUCUGUGGAGGCAGGCUCAGGGGAAUGAGUAGCGGGGGAAAUCGACCGUGACUUUUUCGGAGGAGAAAGUGGCUCCUGGUGCCAACAGGGCAGAGAGUUCCUGCUGCUGCUAGCGGACCAUCACCGAGGGCUGGAGACAACAGCUAGCUCACUUCCUCUGUAUGUUGUCUCCGAAAUAACACCACAGCGCCGAGAUGGACCUGAAGCUGCUCUUGAUAUCUACAUUGUUAGUGUUCUGUUACAGUAAUGCUCAGAAAGAGGGGAACGAGUGCAUCAAUGCCAACGCCAAAUACUGCGGGGAGUGCAUCCAGGCUGGAGCAAAAUGUGGAUGGUGUAAAGACCCAGACUUCCUGAAACAGGGGGAGACCGUGUCAACCCGUUGUGACGAGCUGCAGUCUCUCAUUAAAAGGGGCUGCAAUGAAGCGAUGAUCGAAAACCCACACGGUGAGCGAAGGGUUCUCGAGAACAAAGCAGUGACAAAUCGCAAGAAGGGAGAAGGGAAACUGAAGCCAGAGGACAUCACUCAGAUCCAGCCCCAGAAACUCAGCCUCACACUCCGAUCUGGUGAGCCCCAGUCUUUCGACUUGAAGUUCAAACGAGCAGAAGAUUAUCCCAUCGACCUGUACUACUUGAUGGACCUGUCCUACUCCAUGAAGGACGAUCUGGAGAACGUGAAGAACCUGGGAACCAGUCUGAUGCUGGAGAUGUCAAAGAUCACCUCUGACUUCAGGAUAGGUUUUGGUUCCUUUGUGGAAAAGACAGUCAUGCCAUACAUUAGCACCACCCCGGCCAAGCUGCUGAAUCCAUGCACGGGCGACCAGAACUGCACCAGCCCGUUCAGCUACAAGAAUGUCCUGAAGCUGACCAGCGAUGGCAAGAGGUUCAACACCCUGGUGGGCCAGCAGCAAAUCUCUGGAAACCUGGACUCUCCUGAGGGGGGCUUCGAUGCCAUCAUGCAAGUUGCUGUGUGUGGGGAUCAGAUUGGUUGGAGGAAUGUGACUCGUCUGCUGGUGUUCUCCACCGAUGCUGGCUUCCACUUCGCUGGCGAUGGCAAACUGGGCGGCAUCGUUCUGCCCAAUGAUGGAAAAUGUCACUUGGAGAACAAUAUGUAUACAAUGAGCCACUACUAUGACUAUCCCUCCAUCGCUCACCUCGUCCAGAAACUGAGCGACAACAACAUUCAGACCAUCUUUGCAGUCACAGGGGAGUUCCAGCCUGUUUACCAAGAGCUGAAAAAUCUCAUACCAAAGUCUGCAGUGGGCAUUCUGUCUGACAACUCAAGCAACGUCAUCAAUCUUAUUAUAGACGCUUACAAUUCUCUCUCGUCUGAGGUUAUUCUGGAGAACAGCAAGCUUCCAGAGGGAGUGAGCAUAGCUUACACAGCUCGCUGUAAGAACGGAGUGGUUAGUGAGGGCGAAAAUGGACGCAAGUGCUCCAACAUCUCCAUCGGAGACGAGGUCACAUUCAGCAUCAGUGUGACAUCUAAGGGCUGCCCGAAAAAAGGCAAGCCUGAGACCAUCAAAAUAAAACCCCUGGGAUUCACAGAGGAGGUGGAGAUUACCCUCCACUUCAUCUGUGAGUGUGAAUGCCACAAAGAUGGUAUCAAGAACAGUCAACUCUGCCACUUUGGUAACGGGACCUACGAGUGUGGAGCCUGCAAGUGUAAUGAUGGACGUGUGGGCAGACGGUGUGAAUGCAGCAGCAAUGACGUGGCCACAGAGGACAUGGACCGGACUUGUCGUAAAGACAACGGUACUGACAUCUGCAGCAACAACGGAGACUGCGUGUGCGGCACAUGUGAGUGCAAGAAGAGAGACAACCCGGAGGAGAGGUACAGCGGCCAGUACUGCGAGUGCGACAACUUCAACUGUGACCGCUCUGGAAACAAACUGUGCGGAGGGCAUGGACGCUGUGAGUGCAGAGUGUGUAUCUGUGACCCCAUGUGGACCGGAAGCGCCUGUGAUUGUUCUUUGGACAACAGCACGUGUUUGGCCAGCAACAAGCAGAUCUGUAACGGAAGAGGAACGUGUGAAUGUGGCACCUGCAAGUGUACUGACCCCAAGUUCCAGGGUCCCACCUGUGAGACUUGCCCGACCUGUCCAGGAGUCUGUACUGAGCACAAAGAGUGCGUCCAGUGUCGGGCGUUCGGCACUGGUGAGAAGAAGGACACGUGCGAGAGAGACUGCAGCUACUUCAACCUGAUUAAAGUGAAGGACAGGGACAAGCUGCCCCAGCCCAAUGACGCCACUUACCCCGUGAUGCACUGCAAGGAGAGGGACGCCAACGACUGCUGGUUCUACUACACCUAUGCUGUCAACAACAACACGGAGAAAGAGGUCCAUGUGGUGGACACGCUGGACUGCCCCGCCGGUCCUGACAUCAUCCCCAUCGUGGCGGGCGUGGUUGCCGGCAUCGUCCUGAUUGGCUUAGCCCUGCUGCUCAUCUGGAAGCUGCUGAUGAUCAUCCACGACAGACGAGAGUUCGCCAAGUUUGAGAAGGAGAAGAUGAACGCCAAAUGGGAUACGCAAGAAAACCCCAUAUACAAGAGUCCUAUCAAUAAGUUCCAGAAUCCAAACUAUGGACGUAAAGCUGCUGUCCUUUAAGGUGAAAAUCCCAUCUACAAAAGUGCUGUCACGACUGUGGUCAAUCCCAAAUAUGAAGGAAAAUGACGGCAUCACAGUUUUCAGUGAACUCUGCUAUCAAGUAUCCGACAACUGCAGUAUUUGCCGAGGGGUUUGGGGUCUGAGGGGAGCUUAAUGUGGAAUUUAUGUUGUUUCUUCCUGUCGCUUUUACAAUUAUAAUGUACCACACGGCCACUGCAUCUGUAUUUUUACUAACACUUAUGAUUUAUAUGCAUUUGUUGUAUUUUAGAUGUACAGUAUACAGUAUGUGUAUAUACUUUUAAGUUGCAUAUUUGCAGAAAUGAUGACAUGAAGGUGCUUUGUUUUUCCUGCCACAGGACUGGUAUGGGUGGAGGAUUUAGCUUUGUUUUUUUUUUAACAACACAAUGUGGACUCUAUGGAUACACAGUAUAUGUACAAGAACUCCUCAGCUUCUCGUUCUCGGACACUUCUCUUGUCGUUCACUCCCUCUUCUCGUCUCAAUGUGCACUGACUUCCUUUUGUGUUUCUGUGACAGGACCUGAGUUUUAAUAUGUAAAUUGUCAGCCAUAGCAGCACAUUAAUGUCGAUGUGUGUGUAUAUAUUGAAGAACAACUGCAAUAGGAAUAAUAUUUUAGCAUUCAACUGAGAUUGGACAGUUGUGUUGAAUGGCAGUGUGUGUAAAUGUGGUUUUGAACUGCAGCUUUGAAACAUCCAGUGUUUGAGAUUUGUAUGCACUCUUCUUAUUAUUAGGAGUAAACACACAAGAUGAAGAUCAAUGUCAACUAUCAUUAUUUGAAUUGUUGACAUGCUAUCACAAAGGGACUGUAAACCACUUGUUAAAAUUAUGAAAUCGUGGCAAUGUCGAACAGUCGAAGGAUUUGUAUAGUUAUGAUACAAGUUGCUAUUAACUAAUGAACUAUUGUUGUAUUUGCUAACUGCAGUAACUUUAUUACUCAUUCUCAGGUCCUCUCCUGUGUUUGUCAAGUACACCAAAAAUAUGUUGUUCUGUUCAGUGAACUGGUGAGCUCAUCUCUGUGAGUCGGUCUUGUUAGUUCCCGUUUGUCUUGGGUUUUUUUUAGACUGAAUGAGAGUAUUUGUUCAAACGUCUCUGAAAUGCUUUCACACCCAGAUGCCUCUGAAGUACCACACACAAGCCUUUACAGUAUUGUUUUCAAAGUGCCUUUUAUUUCAAUACCAUGUUCUCUCCCAAUGCUGUUUAUGAGUUAUUUAUUAAAUAAAGUACAAGUAAGUGUC